AUGGCACGUUCUUUCUACACCCCGGAAGACGAGGUCGGUUUCGACCCCCAACCUCAACAAGAUGUACUUUCGUUAUCACAUUCGACGCAGGCUAGCAGCCAGCAGACGGUUGUAGACAGAAUUAUUGGACCCAAUAUUCCAAUUCCGGAGGGAGAGAAGAGUCGAAAUGCCACCAGACGACGGAUUCCCGUUGCAUGCAAUCGAUGUCGAAAACGGAAAAUCAAGUGUAGCGGUGAUGUUGGUGACGGCCAAGGCUGUUCAAAUUGUCGGACCUCAGGAAAUACGCACUGCCAGUUCUUAAGGGUCAAUUCAUCAAUGCUGCAGACCAAGGCUACUGGGUGGCCGUACUCCUUUAUGAACGGUUCACUGUCUUCAGCUCAUCAGAGACAGGGCACAUACAUAUCCUCAAUGGCUACAAGGCAAGAGUUGUUGUCGGCGAAUCCCUCUGAUUUCCGCGUUACUUCGCUCCCACGCCCGUCAGCCUUUGACAUCAGCUCGACCGAGCCUCAACAGUCCUAUAGUCGCUCAAGCUUUACUCAGGAUCAUAUAGCCAGUUAUGAUGAAGAACCAUCGACUAUUUACGGUUCACAGCCUGCAACUUACGGGGUGUCCACGACACUACCUCAAGGAGCCCUUGGAGGCUACUACGAGGUCCCAUGGUCAAAGGCAUGUCAUUCUGGCCUUAACGUUACCAGGGGAGGGAUUUUGCCCGACCAUGAAGCGGAGGGUACGUUUCACCAUCCCGAUUACACUUAUAUGAUAUCGGCGCCGGGAACCCACUCUACAGAUACGACUUUUGUGCCCUCAAUGGUUGCUCUAUCAUCUGAGGAGCAAGGGGCAGACCGGACACUUCCCACCCCCAGUGGGCGGAACCAGCUUCAACUGGGUCUUUCGGUGCUUCCGACAUCGUCCAGUGCCAUUUCAGGGCUUCCUCAGCAAGACUGCAGGGCUGGACACCCCUGGGCACCAAAAGCUAUUGUCACUGCCAACAACGCCCGGCCGAUGAAGCAAUUUACCCCCGAACCUUUCAACAUCAGUCCUCUAAACAGGGCAAAGCCACCCCCAUCGAACGCGCAGGAGAUGGUGCUUGGAUAUUUACCAAUGACAUCGGCUAGUGCUUCGUCAUCGUUGAUGCCCUCCUGUGGCACGUUCGCUCGAUUGAACCCAGCGAAUUCCGGUGAAGAGCUGCAGAGAAAUGAGGAAGCCCCAAUGCGACGGCCGAUCUUGACUGACAGUGCCCGCGUUUCUCUUAUGGAUGAUAGCUCCAACAUCUACGGUUACUGCAGUUCUGAGAGGAGAAAAGGACCCAAACCAGGCACUUCCGGGAUGCUGAUGAACGGACUUCCUUACACGCGACCUCCCGAGCAACUUCAAAACACACCCUCUUUAGCAUUCAGCUUGCCGGUAGCAGACGGCCUUUCGGGUCCCGGGACAACCACAGAAGCACAUCGGGCGCAAGCUUUGAGUAACCCGGGGGGCUUCUAUUCCGAGGCGUGCUGAGCGGCUGUGCAUGUUACUGCAGCUCAAGCGCUCUGACCUGCUGAGCAGCACAUUUUUACACGGCGUUUCGGUAGAGUUUCAUUUCGUUUGUUUCUACUAUUUGUAAUUGCGUUGUCUGACAGCCAAGAACUGGUGCAAAUCUUCAUCUGUUUGUACUCUUACCGUCCCCCUCCCCCCCGAUUCCCUUCUUGGCCCUCCGAUAGUUCUGGGUUAUUCCAAAUACCUCUCCUGCUUUGUACACCCUUCAAUAUCUUCUGUUUUUAUUUUCCCGGAUCUCGGUCCUGGAAAACCAAAAGUUACACUAAUAUCGAGGUAGGCAAGGACUGUCGGGCUUGUAACUUAGCUUCUUUCUUCCGUUCUAUCCUUUAUGGGAACCAUAAUAUGAGGUCUAGGCUAG
Messenger RNA from Aspergillus pseudonomiae, 1897 nucleotides. RefSeq lists its product as uncharacterized. The record is from RefSeq and is a predicted model, not a curated record. Gene Ontology annotation, biological process: regulation of DNA-templated transcription. NCBI's taxonomy places the organism in Eukaryota, Fungi, Ascomycota, Eurotiomycetes, Eurotiales, Aspergillaceae. The coding region runs from base 1 to 1500 and encodes 499 amino acids. Gene Ontology annotation, molecular function: zinc ion binding; DNA-binding transcription factor activity, RNA polymerase II-specific. The transcript has 3 exons.